CUUUUAUUUUCGCGGAUGUUUUCCCAGAAUGGCGUUCGACCGGAAACUGUAACGCUGCCUGCACAAGUAAAGAUGGCGGAAGAAGACAAUUCAUUUGAUGAUUUUGAGCAGAUUGAUUUUUUACGAGACAGGCAUGUACGGUUUUUUCAGAGAUGCCUUCAGGUGCUACCCGAGCGAUACGCUUCAUAUGAAACUAGCAGGUUGACAAUUGUAUUUUUUGCCCUGUCUGGACUGGAUGUUCUUGAUGCCUUGGAUGUUGUAGACAAGCCCAGCUUGAUUGAGUGGAUUUACUCUUUACAGGUUUUACCCACAGAAGAUCAAUCUAAUCUUUGGCGCUGUGGCUUCCGGGGAUCAUCACACAUUGGAGUUCCAUACAAUGCCUCAAAGGGCCCUGGAACUCCUCAUCCAUAUGACAGUGGCCAUGUGGCUAUGACCUACACUGGCCUGGCCUGUCUCAUUAUUCUGGGAGAUGACCUGAGUCGGGUCAAUAAGGAGGCCUGUCUGGCAGGUUUGAAGGCCCUACAGCUGGAGGAUGGCAGUUUCUAUGCCGUGCCUGAGGGAAGCGAGAAUGACAUGAGGUUUGUGUACUGCGCUGCAUGUAUCUGCUAUAUGCUGGACGACUGGUCGGGAAUGGACUGCACGAAAGCCAUCGAUUACAUCAGGAGGAGCAUGUCCUAUGACAACGGCAUUGGUCAAGGAGCUGGCUUGGAGUCUCACGGUGGAUCCACAUUUUGUGCCAUAGCCACGCUGUGUCUGAUGGGCAAAUUAGACGAGAUGUUCAGCGAGCGAGAGCUGAACCGAAUACGCAGGUGGUGCAUCCUCAGACAACAGAAUGGUUUCCAUGGACGCCCCAAUAAACCUGUGGAUACAUGUUACUCAUUCUGGGUGGGAGCGACAUUGGAGCUCCUUGACGUAUUUCAAUACACAGAUUUUGAGAAGAACCGAAACUACAUCAUGUCCACUCAAGACAGUUUGGUGGGUGGAUUUGCUAAAUGGCCAGACAGCCAUCCAGACCCUCUGCACACCUAUUUUGGCAUCUGCGGCCUGUCUUUGAUAGGCGAGCCCAGUCUGCUCAAGGUGCACCCCGCGCUGAAUGUCAGCUACAGAGCCUUCGAGUGCAUGCAGCAGCUGCACCGGACAUGGAGGGAGAGCUGCACAUGACAGCGUGACAUACAUACAUACAACCACAGCAGCCUCCGCAUCAAGUGCAAGGAUGAACCUCGUCCCUCUGAGCCCAGCUGCAUUAACCUUAGCAGUAGUAGAUAGAAACCAAGCUGACCAUGGACCGUCUCAUAUAAUGGAGGCAGAGAGGAGGCGAUGAAUAAAUAAUCGGGUCCAGCCUAAUCAAUUAUUGAACCCGAAACUGUCAGUCGCUGCUUAACCCAUGCAGAACGUUGUUUGGGUCCCUCAUGCAUAAACAGGACGUCUUGUUCCUCACCACCAAGGUUUUCUUUUUAACAAGCUGCAAUCAGGUCUUUUGUUAGACAUUGGUUAGAUUCUUGAAAUGUCCAGUUUUUUCCCAUUUGAUGCUUUUGUUUGCUUUCAAUAUAUUUUACGUGAAUAUGUAACCUCUAAUAAGAAUAAUGUCCAUUAGAAUAUCUGUUCAAGCAAAAUGUCCUUAUAAAACCUACUUUAAACUAUUCUUUGUUACAAUCAUGUGAUCUCCAAUAACAUGCAACUUGUAUUUAAAACGUACUUUCUUUUCAAAAGCAAAGGUUAUUGCAUUGUUUUAGGAAUGAACAGAGCACUCCUUCUCCUCAGUGAAUGUGCCUCAGAUAAAUAACUCAUUGAUUAAUAGCUCACCCUUCCUUUAACCCUACCCCAUGUUGCUGCAAAUUAAUGUCACUUCUUGAAAAGACACUUGAAUGUGUUUCAGCAGAAUUGGAGAAUUUAUUUUUUCUAUGCCUAUAGAAAUAUCAAUGUUAGAGAUAAAAACAAAGCCUUUCUAUUAAUUAUGAAAUGCCAAUGCUGUAAAUUGCAAUUUCAGUGUGAUUAAUAAAUAACCAUCUUUUAUGUCAGAAGAACAUUUAUAACUGUGCCUGUAAGGCAGUGUGUAUUUAAAUGGGAAAUAAAUAAAGUAUUCAAUUUCUGUUUGA
Pangasianodon hypophthalmus (striped catfish) is the source of this 2096-nucleotide messenger RNA. RefSeq names its product protein geranylgeranyltransferase type I, beta subunit (gene pggt1b). Gene Ontology annotation, cellular component: CAAX-protein geranylgeranyltransferase complex. Gene Ontology annotation, biological process: protein geranylgeranylation. Lineage: Eukaryota; Metazoa; Chordata; Actinopteri; Siluriformes; Pangasiidae. The transcript is spliced from 9 exons. The record is from RefSeq and is a predicted model, not a curated record. The coding region runs from base 16 to 1161 and encodes 381 amino acids. Gene Ontology annotation, molecular function: CAAX-protein geranylgeranyltransferase activity.